Molecule: messenger RNA, 1645 nt
Organism: Zonotrichia leucophrys gambelii
Lineage: Eukaryota; Metazoa; Chordata; Aves; Passeriformes; Passerellidae
Gene: C7H2orf66
Product: chromosome 7 C2orf66 homolog
Exons: 4
Coding region: 1099-1395 (98 amino acids)
Source: RefSeq, a predicted model, not a curated record
UUGAAUUUUUACAUAUUACUGUAGUCACAAAAAUAAGCUGCUGUAUUAGCAGAAGGGAGUAGAACAGAAACAAGUGCUAACUGUGGAGUUAUCAAGUGUCCUCCCCUUGGCCAGUGCAUAUCCUGGGGACAUCUGGGUUUCUUUGUCAUCUUUGGCAAUGGAAGACUUGGUGCUUGGGAUCAGCUUGAAAAUAACACUGCUAGGAUUUUGUUUACUGUUUUGCUAAUGAUGUUUGGAUGUCCAAAACUUCACCUUCCUGGAAGGGUGGUGGCAGGUAUUUAUUUUGCUUUCAAAAUUUAAACCAAAGAAAAAUGUAAAGCUUCUAGUCAGACACAAACAUCUACACUCUGGAGUAAGGUGGUGGUUAAAUAUUUUUAAUUUUAACAUGUCUAUUUAGGGAUAUAUGUGAUGCUAAAUCAUGUAUCAUCUACAUAGCAGAGAGAAGAGUGCAGUGAAAUAAUAAAAAAUGUGAGCAGCUUUGAUAUGAAGAAUGCUGUGCACUAAGGCCAGGGUAAAUUAGCAGAGUCCUCCUUGCAGCAUUUGUCUUAGUUUCUAGUGUGACAGGAGGAUAUUAACUGCUGAUAAAAUCAGGGUAGGAAAGCAAUGCUUCCAUUAAAAUGUUAUGAUUUUGGAUAUUGAAGCAGACCUUACUUUUCCCUCUCUUUUUCCAGCAUCAAGAGAGUGAUCCAUAUCUCAUUUACUUGAAAACCAUUAGUCACCAUUCUAGAGAGACAGCUAAUUACUUUUAACUAAAAAUAAUAUUUUGAUAAAGCUGUGCCAUUUCUCCUGGGAAUUGUUUUAAACUUCCUGCAUGCCUACUACCAAUUUCUGCAAUACAGAUUGGGAGGAAUUUGUGCUGCACUCUUCAAUAGCAACAGGUCUGAAGAGUACCAAGGAUGAAAUUCUCAAGGGUCUUUAUGUCAUGGUUGGAAAUGGAAUCAUUACUGUAUUUUUGAGCUCCUGCUAACGUCAUUGACACCCACCUACAGUCUACUAGAAAUAUAAGUGCAGAGAUCAGGUUGUUCACAGAUUACGAGGAGACCAACCAAGAAGGGGCAAGCCAAAGCCAAAUUCCCUGGCAGUCUGUUCAUCUCCAGCAUGUGGAAAGGGCUGCUCCUGGGUCUGUGUGUAGUAUUGGCUGUGAGAGGACUGGCAAAGGGGGCUCCUUUCCAACCAGAAGAUAAAUGGAAGCCUCUUGAUAACCCCAGAAACAGAGACCUGUUUUUCAGAACACUCCAGGCUUACUUCUCGGGCAGGGGUCUGGAUCUCAGGAAGUUCCCAGCCACUUUCACUGUGAACAAUGAAGGACCAAGGCUCUACUCAGAUCCUAUUGCUUCUGCAUUUGCAGAUUAUGAAGAAAAGAAAAAAUCCUUUCAGAACUAUUUCAAAGGCUGAAAGAUUCUGCUGAUGAAGGCAUUAACUUCAGAAGUCCAUGCCAAGUGGAAACCUUCACAACAAAAUUUUACUGCUUUGACUUUUUAACUGUUACCUGACAAUUCCAAAGUUUCUUCACUGCCCCCAUUUCUGCCAAUAGAAUCUGGUGUCCUGCUGCAAUGAGCAUUAUUCUGUCUGUUGACAAAUGUGUGCUACUGCAGUCUGUGAGCAGAAUUGUGCUUAAGUGUGAAUAAACGGGGAGUGCAUUUAA